AUGCCGGUGUGGAAGAUCUCUGCCACCUUGUUCACUGGGACUAUGGUGGUAGCCCUCGUAAUCCUGACAGUCAGCUUUGACACGAGGCACCUGGCUCAGAUAAACGUUUUCCACAGGGUCAGCCACGAUCUCCACACGUCGCAGAGGCUGGUCAGCAAAAACUGGACCACAGUGGGUACUAAGUUGGCGGUGGAUCCUGUGUUGGCAGUGGACCGGUUUGGGCGCUCACAGUGGAAAGGUUCAGAAGUUCGACCUCUACAGACGAACAAGUCAGAUGAAAAGCAGUCGCCCAGAUCCUGUCAACCCAAAACGAACGUGAUGUUCCUGAAAACCCACAAAACCGCCAGCAGCACCAUCCUGAACCUGCUCUGCCGAUUUGGGGACAAACACAACUUGACCUUUGCCCUGCCUACUAAUUACCGGUUUGGCUAUCCUGAAUUUUUCAGUUCACGCAGCAUCAAGGGCUUCUCACAGCAGAAUGGACGACUCUACAACAUCAUGUGCCACCAUAUGAGGUUCAGGCGACUCGAGGUUCAGAAAGUGAUGCCAGCAGACACCUUCUACUUUACCAUUCUGCGCAACCCAGUCACACUGGCGGAGUCCUCCUACACCUACAAUACAUUUCUGGUACCGUCCUUCCAUCGUUCUGCCAGCUUUGUAAACUUUAUUGCCAAUCCCUGGAAGUACUACCAACCAAAGCUACAGAAUAGCUACUUGGCUCGAAACCUGCUUUGGUUUGACUUUGGCUUUGACCACAAUGCUAACUUCUCACUCCAGGAGGCCCAGAUUGGGGUGGCAGAAAUCCAGCAAUCUUUUAGUCUCAUCCUUCUAGCGGACUACUUUGAUCAGUCAAUGGUCCUCCUCCGGGAUGCUCUCUGUUGGUCUCUGGAUGACAUGAUCACGUUCAGGCUCAAUUCCCGCAGUACUGUUGCUCGAAAGCACCUAUCCCGAGCACAGGAAGAUCAAGUAAAGCAGUGGAAUGCUAUGGACUGGUACUUAUACCAACAUUUCAAUAAAACCUUCUGGCAAAGGGUGGAGAGUUUUGGGAAAAGUAGGAUGGACCAGGAGGUUGCCAGCCUUCAGGCCCGGCGAAAGGAACUAGAGAACCUCUGUAUUUUGCAGGUAAGGAAUGGAGAACAAAACAAGUAUGGCCAAGCCAGGAUCCUGGGAUACGAUCUGAAUUUAAACCUCAGCCUUCCAGACAAAGAACGUUGCUUGCGGAUGAUCCUGACCGAACUUCAGUAUACAGAUUUGCUGGACAAAAAACAGUUUCCAAGGACAGGAAGUGUGCCAAAGCAACUUGUAGCCAAAAGGAGUUGGCAGGCUCCAAUUCAAGGUUUAGGAGUCAAUAAAAGGAGCCAUGUCAUCUGGCCACUGGGCAGGUUCAAGAAGAAGCUCCUUAGAGGCCAAGGACAGCACACUCCUCAUUAG
Molecule: messenger RNA, 1431 nt
Organism: Erpetoichthys calabaricus (reedfish)
Lineage: Eukaryota; Metazoa; Chordata; Cladistia; Polypteriformes; Polypteridae
Product: galactose-3-O-sulfotransferase 2-like
Exons: 4
Coding region: 1-1431 (476 amino acids)
Biological process (GO): glycolipid biosynthetic process
Cellular component (GO): membrane
Molecular function (GO): galactosylceramide sulfotransferase activity
Source: RefSeq, a predicted model, not a curated record